Molecule: messenger RNA, 681 nt
Organism: Acanthosepion pharaonis
Lineage: Eukaryota; Metazoa; Mollusca; Cephalopoda; Sepiida; Sepiidae
Source: the annotation of a GenBank genome assembly
AUGCUUCCUACCGACUUCCUCUCUCACCCACUUCCUCCACCCGUCGCUGCCACCGUCGACACUCUCUUGUUGCCUGUUUCUCUCCUGCAACAUAUCUUUCUUUUUGCUCACUUACCCAAUCGGCAGCUGGUAGUUGCUCUCUUCGUAAAGCUUUACAGGUGGAAACUUACAGCUACACUUCUAUCCAGAAAGAAACGGAGCAUGUCAGGCCAGGAGCUGCCAGACUACGAUGCCGACUCAAGAAUGACUGGAUCGAAGAAAGGCUCCCCACCACCAAUCAUGCACCCUGAUGUCGAUGUCGCUGAGAGGGAUCCGACAAACCUCAGUAGCUAUAUCAAGGUAACUUUCCAAGAAGUGAUUGCUGAACCAGAGCCGUCAGUUUUUUCUUUGGACAAAAUUUGGGUUCUCAGCUUCAAGGUCUUUAAUGUCAGCAAAAUUUGGUGUUACCGCAUUACAUCAGCCAUGUUGGCUUUGCCCUUGGCCGUCUUGUGCGGUAUAAAUUUUGCCUGUAUGAGUUUCUGUAACAUUUGGCUCGCCAAUCCGUUGGUUCGUUGCUUAGCAAUGGAGUGUCAUAUUGUGCGGCAAGUAUGGGAGUUGAUAAUGGACGUUCUGCUUCGACCAUUCUGCGUUUCUGUUGGUCAAUGUCUGGCUUCUAUUAAAAUGACAGUAAUGGGUGACUGA